GUGAACGUUGAGGUGUUGUUGGUGUGCGACUCGAGCCGACCUACGAAUCUGACAUGGCUACCAAAGAGAAAGUUAUACGGAUUACGAGAACUCCAAGAUAGAGUACCUUCACAGUCUGAAAAGCAAGUCUACAAAUGAUAGUGUAUAUUUUGCGCAUAUGAAACAAGUACAACGCGUCAUCGCGUUUUUAUUAGUGUUGUACAAACUUCCUUCAAAACUCCAACUUGCAGUUGCUUCUAUUUUGGAUUUCCGGAAUGAGUACUGCAACAGGCGCUGCCUUUUGCAAAUAGAAGAAAGACGAAUAACAGCAGAGCCAAAUUCAAUGAGAAAGUGCACCUCGCGUGUAGAGUAUGGGAUGGUCGAGGUGUCACAAGGGAUGAAAUAAAUGUGGUUGAAAGUUACCAGCCUACUCCACAGGGUUGUGUCUAGAUGACCA
This is a messenger RNA of Suillus discolor, 436 nucleotides long. RefSeq lists its product as uncharacterized. The transcript has a single exon. NCBI's taxonomy places the organism in Eukaryota, Fungi, Basidiomycota, Agaricomycetes, Boletales, Suillaceae. The coding region runs from base 158 to 385 and encodes 75 amino acids. The record is from RefSeq and is a predicted model, not a curated record.